AUGGAGAUCGAGUUGGACAGUGUCAUCAGUCUCGAUUACUUUAACAAUCGUAUUGCAUUCUGGGAGCCAUUCUUGGAACCUUGGCAACUCAAGACCAACGUCAUAUUCUCCAAGGAGUUGUCAGUGGAGCUGUUCUCAAAGGAUUUACUCAAUAUCAAUGUAACUCUUCCUCUUAUGGACAAUGUAAGUCUGUUCCUGAUGACCUACAGUCAGGAGUUUGGAUAUCCAUUCAGCAUGAUCGCUAAGCCACCGAUGCAAGCCGACGAUCUUGCCAAGAAGAGCUCACCCAACGAAGUACAAAAGAAAUCGCUGAUUGGCAGAAUUCGUAAACUUCAAAACCAAAACAAAACUACCUAUGCACCGUUCUAUGUUCGCAACCAAACCGGUUCAAAGAUCCGUUAUCGUUUGGAGACACACGAUGGCAAACCAGUGGAAGGUGUUCUCUACGAGCAGAUGGACGGUCGUCGCUUCGUCAAUGUCGACAACUAUGGUAUUUUCUUUGAUUUGUAUCCAGGCGAUUCAAUGCCAAUCAAAUUCUCUCAGGACAUUCAAAUUCAUUUGGAUACAUUCAGCCAACUCGUGCUGAAUGUCGAAUUGCUCGGCAUUGAGAAAUCAAUAGCUGCGCCACUCGAUAAGAUCAAAACCUACGAAUAUCCAGUGACUCUUGACACUACAUCGUCGACCACACUGCUUGUCACCGUUGAGAUUAAGAAUGGCACGAAAUUCAUUACCAUUCGAUUCCCUGUGGUUUUCAAGAAUCUCACCAAGUUCCCCAUUGAUAUUGCAACGGUUGCCACUGGCUACGGUAUGCAACAACCACCCAAUCUCUCGGCAAUCAUUCGUGAAGGUGAAAUGAAAGCACCGGUACCUGUGAAUCGAAUGAAGAAUGCUCUGUUGAAACUUAAACCGGCUGGACCAGACUACCGGUGGAGUACAGAGACACUGAACAUCAGUGAGUUGAACUCUGUUGAGCUGUUCACCUCACAGUCACUGGUUGAUGACAAAUACACUAUGAUCAAAUGCUAUGUAAAGGAAAAGAAUGGUUGUUCCAUCAUCAAACUAUGUCCAAUGGUGAAAAUCAAGAACCUGUUACCCUAUCCAAUUGUAUAUCGUUUAAGUUCAAGAUUCAACAAUCAACCGUAUUCCAUUGAGAAAGCACUGGAUCCAGAGACAAAAGAGGAGGUCUAUGAACUACCGAUUAUCGAUAAGUUCAGAGUGCAAGCCAGAAUGCAUGGUAUUUGGACUGAAGAGAAACCGAUUUCCAAUACCGAUAAUAUCCAGAUCAUCGAUAUUCUAGCCUAUCAAUUGGGAUCGCAACAUCUUCAUUUCAACAUUGAAUAUGACUCUGAAGGUGGAAUGCGUAAACUUGUUUUCUACAAUCAAUAUUGGAUUUUUAAUAAGAGUGGAUUGAAUCUCUAUUGUAAGAAGCCAUACAAAUCGCGCGAUCACAACGAAGGAACCGUUUCACUGAACCACGUUGCAGCGGAAUCGAAAACUCAGCCAAUCAUUGUCAAUCCCUAUGAAUGGUAUGAACACCAUCGCCAGAAGGUCGAUCCAAUUAUGUUCUCCUACAAGAAGACCAAAGACAUUGAGAACUCCAUUCGUAUUCGUGUGGGUGACUCUGACUGGUCCGAUAAGAUAUCGAUAACUGCCAUCGGUGAUCGUGGUAUGGUCAAUGUGCGAUCGAAGCGUGGUCGUCCUCUCUGUGGAAAGAGUGAAACUGGCUACAUCUACUCACUGGGUGUAUCGAUAGAUGUCACUCCAAACCUGAAAACAAAGAUCAUUGUUUUCGCACCACGCUAUAUCUUCUACAAUCAAUAUCCAUUCGACUUGGUCUACAAACAAGUCAAUACGGAUUAUGAAAUCAAGGUGAGGAGAAAUGAAAAAGUACCGUGCUAUUUCUUUGUCGAUAACAAAGAGCCACCAAACUUGCUGGUUCGUAUGGACUAUCCGGGUGCGCAAUGGUCCAGUGCAUUCUCGAUUCUCAACGUGCAAGACUAUGCAUUCAAGAUGUACUCGGAGAACGAUGAGAAAGCACGUGAAUUCCACUUUGAACCAUUCAUAAGAAUACAAAAUUGUUUGGAAGCAGCCACUAUUUUCAUUAUCACCGUUGAGAUGAAGGAACCUCCCUAUAAGAUUAGCAAUAUGACUCGAUUCCCACUGGUUGUUAAUCAACGACGUUGCGGUGCACCCAUUCAUAUCUAUCCGAGAGAGAUUAUCUCGUUCACCUGGGACGAACCAUUACAAGAGCAUGUCCUUGAAGUCAAUGUACUGUCGGAGCAACAUACCCACAAGACUUCGAUCAAGGUAGACAAGAUCAAGGAAUUCAAACCUCUGGAAUUCAAUCAUCACAAUACUCAUACCAUUAUCAAGGUCAAUGUGGAACCAGAGGAAUCAACAAGAGUUUUGAAACUCACUGAUUCCACCUAUAAGGAGAACAGGGUUGAAGAGGAGGAAACAUCGAGACAAUAUUUCAAAAUGAAUUUUGCUGGUGUUGGUAUUUCUCUUAUCAAUGCAAAUCCUACUGAGAUCCUCUAUGUCGCUGUCAAUGAUAUCGUUAUGGAGUAUUACUUUAGUAAUUUCAUUCAAUCGCUGGAAAUGAAGAUUCAAUCGAUGCAAGUCGACAAUCAACUUUCCAAGGUGACACCAUUCUCUCAUCCGGUAUUGAUGUUCUCUGAGAAAAUCGGUGAGCAAGAUUCAUUCCUCGUCUUCAAACUUGUCAAAUCCAACAAGUUUAAGAACAUUGAUUAUUUCCAUAAUGUAUCUCUGGAGAUGCAGGAAAUCAAUGUCAAGUUAGAGGAACGCUAUCUCUAUGUCCUCUUGGAAUUCUUUAACAGUUUGGACUUUUCAUUCUGGACGGGAAGGAAAAAGACAAAGAUGGCUCUGCAACACGUCGAUGUUUUGAAACCAAUCUACAGUGGAGACAUUGGAGAUGGUUUCAUCGAUGAAAUGUUGCAACGUGCAAUUCCAUCGCUUCAUGGCAAGAAGAUGUACUUUGAGAACCUCUCUAUUGAACCAAUCAGUAUGUACCUUACAUUCGAUCUCUCAAAACAAUCCGGUGCUUUCCAAAGCUUAGAAGCACCAAUGGUCCGUGCAUUUAGAAGAAUAGGUUUUGUUUUAGUUAGUUUCCAACAAGCUCACAUCUUUUUGAACUCGUUUAAACUGACACAUGCAUUCGGUACAAAUGACGAGCUUCUCAACCCACUAUUCAGACACUAUCUAUCUGAGGGUCUCUCUGAGGUCUACAAGAUUCUAGGAACCUUUAAUUUCUUGGGUAAUCCAAUUGGAUUGUUCAAAAACUUUGGUGUUGGAUUCAAAGAUUUCUUUGUUUCCACUGGUAAAGGUAUUGUUGGCUCUGACUUUAGAAGUGGGGUUUCAAGUGGAUCCAAGAGUCUUGCUAAACAUACAGUCUAUGGAUUGUUUGACUCUGGUACGAAAUUCAGUUCCAGUGCUGCCAAAGCAUUGUCUACACUCUCAAUGGAUCAACAAUACAUUCUUGAGCGACAAUAUAUCUCUGCUGAAGCACCGGGUAAUGCCAUUCAAGGAUUCUCUUUGGGUGGUCGUAUCUUUGUGAUAUCAUUGCAGAGAGGUUUCACUGGAAUAUUCCGUUUACCUUAUUACGGUGGAAAGGAAGGUGGAUUUGUUGGUGGUCUUCAGGGUGUCGGCAAAGGUAUUGUCGGUAUCGUAUUGAAGCCGCUGGCAGGUAGCUUCGACUUUGUUUCAAAGUCGUGUGAGGGUGUCAAGAACUCGACUCACCUCAACAUGGAGCGCAAGAGAAUACGUUAUCCAAGACCAUUGUUCUCUGAUACCCCGCUGAAAGUCUACGAUGAAGCCGAGGCAUAUGGACAAUUCUUGUUCAUUACCAAUCUGAUUUCCUCUGGUAGACUCAAAAGACUGUCACCCGAUCAAAUCAAUAUGCCACUCUUGGAAAUGGUUUCCAAAGAUGAGCGAUACGUUAGUCAUCUUAUCUACAAGAAUCGCAAGACACUGUUGUUCACCAACAAGAGAAUCGUUUAUCUCAAGGAUACCGAUGGAUUCCGUAAGAAAUUCGAUGUGAAAUAUACAUCGAUUCUCGAUGUCAUUGAGGAACCAUCGGAUAUCCGUGUUAAGGUGAGUCAAGCUCACAAAAUCCGUGUGUUGAAUCCCAGAAAGAGAAAGUCAUACUAUAUCAAGUGUCAAGGUGAAGCCAAGGUGUACAUCUACAACAAGAUUGUCGAGUACCUCAAAACUUACACACCCUUCAGCACUGACGAUGAGAUUGUUGCUGCCGAUGCUCAACAUGUUGAUCAAAGACAGUAUGACACUGUCUAUUCGGAUGCCCCUCUUAGAUCGUAUAGACAACUGAAUCGUCCAAUACCACCUCCUCCUCCAUUACCACCAACAGCUCCAUUGGGUAGUGAGAAGAUUGAGUUUAGAACUGUCAAGCCUGGUGAGCAAAUGAUUCAACCCAUCAUUGUCCAGGGUGUUGGCGACGGAAAGGUCGAUGCCACUCUUGAAUAUCUACUGGAUCAACCACAUAGACACAACAUUGCUCAGCCAAUCUGGAUAUCACGAGGACCACCUCCACAUGACCAACUCCACAACUUUAGUCAUCGUCAAUACCUGGAUAUCCCACCAGUGUUGUACCAAAGAGAAGGUCCUGCACCACCUCCCAACGUACAGUCAUACGUUCCUCUACCAGCAGCUGCUGCCGGCACAUCUCAAUAUCAGCAGUAUGCCAAUACACAAUACCAAUAUCCAAAUCCAAACACUGUGAACAUUAUCACCAGUCACCCAACUAUUCAUCCGCUGCCAUCAGCACCAUUGCUUCAUGACUCAACCAGUGGAUAUCAUCCACCUCCUCAACCUCCCAUUCCACCAGCUGCUUACACACCACCAGCACCCCCAUUACCACCUGCUACCUAUAAUCCUCCAGCACCACCUUCACCAAACAGCAAUCUCUCAAGAACAACAACAGUCAAUUUGGUUACGACACCAGGAACGACUCGUCUCACUCAGAGUCAAUACAAAUCGCCAAACUUGAGAAAGACGAUUGUCAAUGCAAAUCGUGCAUACGAUCCAGCGUCUCAGUUCCGUACACCGCUACACUCACUGUAUAGCUCAGAAGGUCAGAAACUACGUUCCUCAGGCUCAGUAGCUCCUCCGACUACCACAACCACUACGACAACUGUCAAUAGAACCGCUGUGGAGCCAGGCUAUGAAUCAGACUAUUUGAAACAAGCUAAAAAGAAUCAGAUGGAAAGACAACUACAGAUUGAGCGAUACAACCAGCAACACCAAGUUGAACAGUCGGUUGACAACAUGAUGAAGAUCCAACAGAUGCAAAUUCAACAAAUGCAUCAAUUACAAAAGAAUCAGAUGGAACUACAGAAUCUCAUCUUCCAACAUCUCAUUCAAGAUAAACCAAUUGCAUCUGCACCAACAAUCGUAAUGCCAACUAUUGAACCAAAAGAAGAAAUAACUACAACAACCACCACUAUUACAACAGAUUCUCAAACACAAGGUAGUGCAUCAAAGUAA
Molecule: messenger RNA, 5520 nt
Organism: Heterostelium album PN500
Lineage: Eukaryota; Evosea; Eumycetozoa; Acytosteliales; Acytosteliaceae
Gene: vps13E
Product: vacuolar protein sorting-associated protein 13 family protein
Exons: 1
Coding region: 1-5520 (1839 amino acids)
Biological process (GO): protein retention in Golgi apparatus; protein targeting to vacuole
Cellular component (GO): extrinsic component of membrane
Source: RefSeq, a predicted model, not a curated record